AUGUCCCACCUACACCUCAGCUUCUACGCAGCAUUCACCCUAAGCAGCCUAGGCCUAGCCUUCCAUCGAACACACUUAAUCUCAGCCCUACUCUGUCUAGAGAGCAUAAUACUAUCAAUAUACGUCGCCCUAGCCAUAUGACCUAUUCAGAUGCAGGCACCAUCUUCUACUAUCCUCCCCAUCCUCAUACUAACAUUCUCCGCCUGCGAGGCAGGAGCAGGACUAGCACUGCUAGUAGCCUCCACCCGCACCCACGGUUCCGACCAUCUCCACAACUUCAAUCUCCUGCAAUGCUAA
Molecule: messenger RNA, 297 nt
Organism: Ficedula albicollis (Collared flycatcher)
Lineage: Eukaryota; Metazoa; Chordata; Aves; Passeriformes; Muscicapidae
Source: the annotation of a RefSeq genome assembly